This is a messenger RNA of Brassica napus (rape), 2921 nucleotides long. RefSeq names its product ABSCISIC ACID-INSENSITIVE 5-like protein 8. The coding region runs from base 1460 to 2680 and encodes 406 amino acids. The record is from RefSeq and is a predicted model, not a curated record. Gene Ontology annotation, cellular component: nucleus. NCBI's taxonomy places the organism in Eukaryota, Viridiplantae, Streptophyta, Magnoliopsida, Brassicales, Brassicaceae. Gene Ontology annotation, molecular function: DNA-binding transcription factor activity. Gene Ontology annotation, biological process: positive regulation of DNA-templated transcription. The transcript has 4 exons.
ACUAAUUCGAAGAAAAAUAUAAAAAUAUACCUUUAUGGAAAAUAUCAUUAUGCAUGUGGUUGAAACAAUACCGCUAUGGAUAUUAUCUCCAAUCAAAUAAAAGAAACAAGAUGAAGUCUUCUUAUAUCUCACCUUUGCCCGGCCAAAGAUGAUGGCGAUCUAAGUUGGGUUGAGAACCAUGAAUCCAUAUAUUCUGUUAUAACUCCUAACACUACUGUGUAUUAAUGAGGAUGUAUGUGCACAAUCGAGCUAGCUACCUAUAAGAGCACUACAUAUUUGUAUCCCACGAUUAGAUACUAACUGAGUUGAAUGAACCAAAAGUGUUGUGAAAGAUUAAUUUGAGGUAAGUUACAAAAAGAAAAGAUUAAUUUGAGAUGUGACAUCACUAAAUCAAAAUUAAAAAAAAAGAUGUGUUCUCGAUGAUUGAUUUCAAAGAGUUAUUUGAAGUUUCUUAUUUUAUAUACGUUUUAUAUGAAAUCAUUUUUAUGUAUUAAAAUUUAUAUGUUUUAAAUUUAGUAAUUGUUUCAUUUUUAUUAUAUAUCUUUUAGUAAAAUAUAAAUAAAAGUAAACUAUAAUUAUAAAGUUAGCUAAAAAUCAUUUAAAAAAGAAAUGAAAUUAUUUUUGAAUAAUGGCAAAUAGAUAUAAUUAUUUUAAUUCAUUAAUGGUUUUUAUGUAAUUAAAAAUUCUGAAAUUUAAUGAGAGUGAGCCACAUAAAAUACUGAAUUCUCAAAUAAUAUAUAGAGAUAUAUAUUUAAAAAUAUAUUAAAAUUAAUUAGAUUGCUGUGAGAUCUUUUUCUUAAUCAUCUUUUAUUUUGAAAAAAUAUAAUUUAGGUAAAUAUUUUUUAGUAGGUAAAUAUUUUUUAGUAGUGUUCAAAGUAUGAAAUUUAACUUACUAAAUUAUCUACUCAUCUAAGUCGUUCUUAUCUUGACAGAGUAACUUUUAAAACUAAUAAACAUAAAAUGAAGUGAGAAUAUUUGAGGAUCUAAGUGUUUCAAAAAAUAAUGAAGUGAGAAUAUUUGUUCCUUAUAUUGUCUUUUUAAUUUAGAUAUGCAGUUUAUGGCCAGAUUUCUUACUUCAUUUGGCUAAAGUGCUUACUAAAAUUAGAUUUUUUUAUUAUUGCAUGUUACCUUUUGAUUCACUGAAUCUUGGGAAAAAAAGAUUCUUGUUUGUUGUAUAAAUUUGGGUCUACCUCUAUGUUUACAAAUGGGUUUUGGACUCUUAUUUUUCUUAUUGUUUUCUAUGAUCUGAUACUAUAGAGUUAGUUUCUGGGACGGCGAUGCUCUGAUCACAAAAACUCUUACAUUUCAAGGUAAAAUCGUUUUCUAAGGCCGUAGACAUCUUUUCUCUUAUUGAAGUUUUUUUACCUUCUCUCUUAUUGAAGUUUUUUCUCUAAAAAUUAUAUUCAUCACUAAACUCUGACAUAUAGCAGGUGAUAUCAUUUGAUUGGAUUCUGCCAAAAUGGAUAAUAACUGGAAUUUUAAAACCUUGGGGACUGGUCCGCGGGGAGCGAUGAGCAGACUACCGGUUAGUGCUCCUUUGAGCCAACAAGGAUCACUAUACUCAAGGACACUAGACCAGAUUCAAAACAACUUAGGGAAAGAUUAUGGGUCAAUGAACAUGGAAGAGUUUCUUAUGAGUAUAUAUAAUGCUGAAGGAACACAAGGCGUAGCUCCAACUAACGGUGUGAACGAGGGAUUACAUAGGCAAGGGUCAAUAACUCUGCCUAGAAUACUUAGCCAAAAAACUGUUGAUGAAGUUUGGAAAUAUAUCACAGAGGAAGAACACACCCAUAAUGAUGGAGGAAGAACAAAUAUUCCUCAGAUUCAGAGGCAGCCAACUUUAGCAGAUAUCACUCUGGAAGAUUUUUUAACCCUUGCUGGGGCCAUUCUUGACCCAUCAUCGAUUUCGGGUAUUCCAAACACAAGUUUGAAUGUGGAGUUUCAGCAGAAACCAAUGGUUUCUGAUGUGUUGGGCAAUAUUAAUACUGUUCCAAUUAAUAGAGUUCAUGGUUCUUAUUUGCAUCCAAAUGUGAAUGGGUCUACCUCAGCAUAUAAACCGCGACAAGAACAACAACAACAACAUAACCCGUUUCAACCGCAACAACCUAACAUGUCGAAACCACAUGGUUAUGGUUAUGGAACACACGUCGCAUUUACGAGUGGUCAGGUUAAUGCUCAUGGUAUAAGAGAUAGUUACAUGGAAAGUGGAGACCAAAGUCACCAAGAAAAUAACGUAACUUUGGUCCAAAGCGUUGCACCAGUUCCUGGUGGAGCCAUGAGUGUAGAAGUAUGUUCUCAAAUUACGCCAUUUCCAGUAUUAGAUGGGAUGCCGAAGAUUAAUGCUGGUUCAUCAAUAGUGUCACCAUUUCCAUUCACCACUACUGUAAGUAAUAGCGUGAGGGAUAGGAACAGGAACAAUGGCAUUGCCGCGGAGAAGAAACUAGUGGAGAAAACGUACAGGAGAAAGAUAAAGAACCGUGAAUCAGCAGCACGAUCACGAGCUCGAAAGAUGCUUCAAACUAUGGAGCUUGAAGCUGAAGCUGAAAAGUUAAGGAAAGAGAAUCAUGAGCUACUAAAAAAGCAGGCAAAAAUUAUGUCGGAAAUGCAAACCGAACUGGGGAAAAAGAUAACUAACGGAUCUAGGAAACGGCUGAGGAGAACGAAAUCGAACAUCCAGUGAUCAGUAGUAGGGUUGGAGGAUUAUAAAUUGCUGUGUUCUUCAUAUUAUGUUUCUGCUUAUUUAUGACCAAAUUAGCUGCUAUUUAUUAGUCGCUGUGACAUUGUUUUUUCUUUGGGGUACCGUUUGACGAUCAUAUGAUUGUCAUGGUUUAAGGACCUAUAAAAAAUCUACUAUUUGCCAGAGACAAAUAAUAAUUAGUGACAUUGCUUUAUUAUUAUGUAUCAAAUCCGUUUUAAAUAGA